CCGAGCGCUCCGAGCCGCCGCUGCGCUCCGGGCUCAACUCCACCCGGCGCGCCGCAGCCACACAAAGAGGCUCCGGGGCCGCCCGGGGGAGCGAGGGCGCGGCGAGAAGGGGUCGGAGGAGCCGUGGCCCCGGUCGCCGCUCUCUCUCUCGCUCGCUCGCUCGCUCGCUCGCAGGCAGGAUGCGCGAUGCCGAGGACCUGACACUUCUGGGAAACUCUUGGAAAUGGCUCCCGCCGCGGCCACCGCGGGGGAUGCGAAGCCGGGGCGAGCGCUCGCCCCCGCGGGGCUGCUGAGCAGCCGCGCGGACCAAGGGCCCCGAGGCGCCGUCCCUGCGUUCCGCCCGCAGCUAGGGCUGGAAAAGUUUCUCCAUGCGGCCUUUGUGACGCCCCCCAGCGCCCCAGCUCCGGCCCGAGAGCCGCCCAGCCUCGCCGGCUGGAGGACGCGGUGGAGUAGCUAGUGGGCAGCUGGCACCCCCCCUGCAGGAGCCUCCGACGCCCCUGGGACUAGCCCCGCGCCCCGCUGGCUCGCCAUGAUCGCCACCGGUGGCCUGCUGAGGAUUUCCGCCCGAAAGCAGGACCCUCUACGCCCCCAGAGCCAGGCCCCCAAGCGCAAGCGGAAAGCCAAGAAGAGGCGCAAGAACGACGUGGUGGUGGUGAAAGGCAAGCUGAAACUGUGCUCCAUCUCGGGGCUCAUCGCCCUCUGCGGGAUCCUGGUGCUGCUGGUGGGCAUAGCCCUGGCGGUGGUGGGCUACUGGCCCAAAGCCAACGGGGCCCACCGGGAGGGGGGGAAGCAGCUGCCGUCCGCAGGCAACGGCCACCACCACCACCACCACCACCACGUCCCCACCACGACCAGCAGUGGCAGCAAAAACCGAUCUAGGAGCCACUUGGGGAGCCCAGAGGGCAUCAACGCCUCCUCCCUGGGCACCCUCCGAGUCCCACCCCCAGCGAAGGCCUCGCCCCCUUCCUCGACGGCCUCUGCAUCGACGUCUACGUCGGUGGGUUUCUUCGUCCGUAUCUUCUCGGGGUACCUGCACUCCGACAAGCUCAAGGUGUUUGGCCCCCUGAUCAUGGGCAUCGGCAUCUUCCUCUUCAUUUGCGCCAACGCGGUGCUCCACGAAAACCGGGACAAGAAGACCAAGAUCAUCAACCUGCGGGACCUCUAUUCGACUGUCAUCGACGUGCACAGCCUCCGGGCUAAAGACCUGGCCGCCGCGGCCGCCGCUGCAGCCGCCGCGGCCGCCUCCUCUCCGCCCGUCCCCACCCCUGCGCCCCCCGGGGCUCCGCCGCUGAACGGCUUCCUCCACUACGUGCAGGCGCGGGGCUUGGAGUUGCCACCCGGGAGCUGCGGCGGGGCCGGGGCUGCCUUGACGGCCAAAGGCUCCUGGCCCCAUCCCGCGGCGCUGGGCGGGGCCCUCGGCGGGGCUGGCGAUGCCACGUCCCCCCCGGAGCGCUCCUCGUCGCCGCGCUGCCCGCGGGAGCCCCCGAGCCUGGCGGAGGCCGUGUACAGCAUCUACCGUGAGCGCUCGGUGGCGGCGGAGCGUCGCCGGACCGUGGCCGCCAGCAGCAGCAGCAGCCCGGCGCCCUGCAGUCCGGCCGCGAGCACUGCCAGCUCCCUCGUGGGCUCCUCGCUGAGCGCCUUCGCGCUGCUGCCCUUGCCAGGGGACCGUGACGGGGGGGACGUGGAGGGCGCGAGCUGCAGCUGGCAGAGGCCACCACCGAGGGAGCGCGGCUCCCGGGAGAUCCCCCGGGGCGAGUUCGACCUGGACCUGACGGAUCUCCCGGGCGCAGGGGCUGCAGCAGCGCGCUGGGCUCCGGGAGAGCCGGAGGAACCCGAGAGCGCAGCGGAGGCGCACACCGCCAGAGGGCAGGGUGGCCGCUUGCCCAGGACCGGCAGGUACGCGGCCCUGCGGCGGAGCAGCACCAGCGGGAUCCCGGACUACCGGGCACCGGCCUCUCCGGGCCGCCUAGACUCGAACGCCCCCCUGCUGGCCGGCGCCGUCUCGCCCAAGCUCUCCUUGCGGCUGGAGGACGCACCUCCAGCCAGGUGUGACUCGCCGAGCUCUCAGUCCGACGACCCCAGCCGCAGCAAUAAGGGCUACACCCCUCUGCGGGAGGCUGGCACCUCCUUGGAGUCGGUGGUGGCUGUCGUGGCCAGGAAGAGUCUAGACUGCGAAGCCACCGUCGCCCCCGCUGCAGAGCAGGACCCGCAGGGCGAUGCUAGCCAAGAGCCACUCGUGGCCAAGGCAGAGUCACCUCUGGCAGUGCAGAAGCAGUACAAAGAGAAACUCUUCAUGACUUCUUGGCCUCCUGCCACAGGGAUGGAAGACGGGGAACUGGCAAAAGAUGGCAUUUAGGGCAAGAGGGAGCAAAGGAGGAAAGAAAGGAGGGAGAAGGAGAACGCAGGAGAAAUGCCCCUUUGGAAUUGAUGACUUGAAUAGUUCCCUCUGUCCUUUGUGAACUUCUCUGAGGAGAUCCUCCAAUACCCAAAGAGCUGCAGAAUGUUAUCCUUGAAUUGCUUUCACGAGACUCCUGUAGAUAACGCCAAGCAACAAUUUUUUAAAAAGCAAACUAGUAUUUUAUGUCCGAUGGUGAUUGUAUGUUCUUGAAAACCAAAUGUAUUAACGGGUCAGCGAUCUAGUUGAUUAGAUAAAACUCUUAAUUUUCUUAGGAUAAAAAAAUAAUAUAUUUUUGACAGUAACUGUGCACUUUACUGCUUUGUUUUUGUUUGUUUAUCAUCCCUUGUUUCCCCCAAUUCUACUCUGCCUCUGGUUUUGCCAUGGCUGCUCCAGAAUAACAACCCGUACUUGUUUUCUUUUCUCCUGUGCUUUGGGAGAGCAUAGAAGGGGUUGUCUUAGUUCUCCUGAACUGUUUUUACUAAGUGAUGUCAAAGCCAAAAGCAUGAGCGUGUCAUGAAAGAAAACUUCCCUUGUCUGCCCCACUUUUUGCGUAAUUGCCCUAAGGCCUCUUUAUUUUUUAAAAGGGUGUUUACACUUUGCUACUAGGAUAGGGACACAUGAAGGGGCCAGCAUCUAGAAGGACUGUUACUUCUUAAAGUCACUACAUCCAGUACAUGGUACUUUAUUGAGUAUUAUCACACCUGUAUUGAAAAUAGCAUUAAUAUUAAAAAUAUUUUUAAUAAAAGAAGUUUCCAGUUAAACAUAA
Suncus etruscus (white-toothed pygmy shrew) is the source of this 3164-nucleotide messenger RNA. RefSeq names its product transmembrane protein 200C (gene TMEM200C). Lineage: Eukaryota; Metazoa; Chordata; Mammalia; Eulipotyphla; Soricidae. The record is from RefSeq and is a predicted model, not a curated record.